AUGGCACCUGAGCUUCCAUUAGUCCUUCGGUCUUGUGAGUUCAAUGACAUCAAGUUCACGUGUUCACCAGGUAUUUCAGGAUGGAUGAGACCAUCAGACCAUCUUCCUCUAGCAUACAGGCCUUACAUUUUUUCUGUUCACUCGGAACAUUGAUCUUUUUUAAUUAAGAUGGAUGAAUAUGUCAAUAACUUAUUUUUUCCGCGAUGAUAGUUUAUUAAUGAACAUGAUUAAGGGUGGUUUUAAAAUAAAUUUAGUUCUAAAUUUUGUGCAGUUCAGAAAACUGUGUUGCCCUUUUUGUGUCGUUUUCGAGUCUUGACAACUUGGUAUUUUUUGGAAGAUCAGAAAAUAAAAAACUGAAUUGGAUUUCGUUGAUCAUUGAUCAUCUACAACUCAGUAAGUUCUGGACCUACUUGGUCCUCAAUCAUAUUAUUCUACUGACGAAUAUCUCAAAACUGAAAUUCUCUCUAAAGUCUUCGAAAAUGCAACUCAUUAGAUCCCAUCCAGUUCAGGAAUAGGUAAUCUGAAAAUUUGACCGAGAUUUGCCCGACUUGGUCCAAGUCUUCAAAUCGUGGUUGCUAGUCGUUUGUCUUUUAAUGCAUCUCUGGGGAAUUCCUUAUGAGAAAUCUUUAAUAACGCGUAAACUUGAUCAUCAAUUAUGUUUUGGAAUUCCUUAUAUUUUUUUUAUUAUGCAUAAAACGUUAUGUUUUGGAUUUCGGGAUGCUUUUCUGUGCAUGAUCAUCAGUUAAAACCUUACAUUAUGAAUUCCUUAUGAGAAAUCUUUAAUAACGCAUAAACUUGAUCAACAUGCGCGUAGAUGCACAGCAAGCUCUCCGUCACCACCUGAGGAAGACACUCCAUGACUACCUUCUCCAAGCUGCAAUCUUCCAAGAGGCACUCGACUGCUUGUCUGACCCAGGUGUUCUUCAGUGCUUAUUUUCCUAAAAGCUUUCCGUCUUUUCCUCCUGCUCUGCACUCACAUAACCCACUCGGUUUGUAGGAGAAAACGACUAUCCCUUCAGAGAGAAUCCAAAGAAACCAAACCAUGUUCCUCUGUUAGCGCGGCAAACAGAGCGUGAGUAUUAUUAUUGUUAA
Spirodela intermedia is the source of this 1092-nucleotide messenger RNA. The record is from the annotation of a GenBank genome assembly. Lineage: Eukaryota; Viridiplantae; Streptophyta; Magnoliopsida; Alismatales; Araceae.